GGGAGUUUCUCCGGCAUAACCGCCUUUCGGUUCAAAGCAAAAGGUUUUAUUUUUAGGAAAGAGAGGUUCAUCACAAGUGCAGCUGAGAGAAACAUUAUGGACGGUAACACUACCUAUCUUCCAACAGCAUCACUCACUUCAACAGUGUCGCCUCCAAAGAGUCAAGACACUACUCUGAACGUGACGUUCUGGGUGAUCGCUGCUCUUUCCUUCACCUCCAAUUUGUUAUUUUGCAUUGUACUCCUAAGAAAACGGUCGAUGCUACGGAAGGCCCAUAACAUUCUACUAUUCAGUUUAGCUGUGGUGGACUUGCUAACUGGAGUGUUCCUCGUGGCUACUCCCGGAUAUGCCAUCUCCAAGUCUGACUAUCCAGUCCCUCUCGGAUUACGUGGUGAGAUUUUUUGUCGCCUGCUCGCCAACAGAUAUCUGCUGUUCGCUAUGGGAAAAGUUUCCAUCCUUCUUGUGGCCUACCUGGCGGUUGAACGAUGGUACUGCGUGCUCAGGCCAAUCAGAUACAAGAAUCAGUUUAACAGAAAACGUAUCAUCAUUUCUGUUUUCAUUAUGUUUAUUGUCACGUGUCUUCUUUCCAUGAAUAAGUUUUUCGAAACAUGUCUCGUAGGUAAUAAGUGUGUUUCGAAGAAAGCCCCGUACGGCAAGAACGGCACUCGAGCCUUCAUCAUUACUUACAGUUUGGUGGCAUUUUACAUUCCCUGUUUGUUGACAUGGUUCACAUUUGCCCAUAUUAUGGUAAAUCUCCCAUCAUCCCCUGGGGAAAGCGUUGAGAAUGUUAACAAACGAAGGCGACAGAAAUUGCUUCUGCGCAUGUGCGCCUUUACAGCGGCUGCUUUGACAAUCUGUGUUUUCCCCUCACAAACCAUUUACGUUCUCAGUCCUUUCGGGAUCACUAAAAUUGGUAGUCCCGUUCAUAAAGGGUUUAAUGUUCUUGUGUUUAUCAAUUCUUGCGUGAAUCCGUUCAUCUAUUGUUUUACCAACAAAGAAUACAGGAAGGAGUUUAAAAAGCUCUUGGGGUGUAACAAAGGUCAUGAGGUAUCUCCAGAGACCGAGAUGGGGACAAAUCAAACUCAAGCAACAACGGCAAUGAAAUGAUGACAAACUUGGUGAAAUCAAACAGAAACAUAAAACGGGUAAAAAUAGCUAGGCGAAAAUAGCUAGGCGAAAAUAGCUAGGCGACGUAAAAAUAGCAACUUCGACGUAAAACAAGAAAGCAUUUUUAUUGAAGAAAAAAAAUUGCCUUUGGUGGGCUGAUGAGCAGGGGAGAUGAUUGAAAAAAAUGUUGAAUGUUUCCAUGACAACUGCAUUCCGUUUUCAGUCAUCCCCACUGGCUUGGAGCCGUCUGAAACAGGCUAGAGACAUUAUUUUACAAUAAAAUUUGGUGAGGCAAAGUGUAAUCAUUCAAAUUCGCCACACGAAAAUCUCUUUGUUCUUGCAUCACUUUUCCUGAUCAAUUUUUCACCAAAGUGCAAAAAGAUACGAGCCCGGUGUUCUCAAUAACAACUGCUGGCGUCUAUUUAUGAUCUUAGAAGCACGUUGUCUCGCCUUUGUAUAGAAACAUUUAAAACCGCGAUAUUUUUUACACGUAAUUCAGUUUUCUAUGUAUAUAUUAGAACUAGAAUCCGUGCACCUAAAUACAUAACUUGUAAAGAUGUAGCACAUGGCCACAUCGACAACGUUGCACAUGCCCAGCGGUAUGCUACCUUUUCAAGAAAAGGCCAGUUACUUGUGCUUGUCUCAAAAGUUGGUUAUGACUUCAUGUAAAAUUCCUUAUUGUGCAUGCACUCGUUGUAAUAUGGUGGAAUAAACCUCAAUACUGCAACAAGAAAUUUAAGGUCAGUAAUGAAAUUGUAUGCGAUGCUUCCGUUAAAUCUGAGAGAUCGCCGGAUUCACAGAUUUAUUUUAGGACAAUUAGAGAUUCAGUUAUUUAUCAAUUGCGUAGAAAAGUGUAAAUAUGGAGAUAAAAACAAGAAAACGAAAAGUAAAUUCAGCACCAAUACUCAGACUAAGAGACAUUCCUUGCAAUAGGAAAAAAACAAUACACCGAGGUAUUACAUGGUAAAAACAAGGUUUAAGUUUACGCUGAGAACGUUCACUUGUAUCCCUUUGAUGUUCCACUGAGUAGUAAUCUUAAAAUUUUUGAAUCUGGUGUAAUCAUUUAAUGUAACAGCGGUUAUUGAAAAAAAGUAAUAAACUUAACUAUGUGUAGUAUAUAUUUCAAGGGUGGCGGGUAUUGAGUCUUAGAUUAACUACUAUGUUGCACCAGCACAGUGUCCAUCGAGUUUUUGGAGAAUGUAUCCAUAGCCUGGAAACAGACCGUCCUUCUCUGUCUCCUCAAAGAUUUAUUUACACAAAUCGUUGGAACACUCAAGAUCGCUUGUUUACUCUCGGUAGGCGAUCGUUUUGUUCGGAUACCGAUUUGCCUGGCAUCAUUGUUUCAGCGAGAUUACUGCUGUCAAACGGUUCUCAGUUCAAGAGGUGAAAAAAGAGAAUUUGCUGUAAGUAGAGUUUCCCCCGUCAGUGCGACGCAACAUACCAAGGGAGGGGGGGUAGGGGGAAAAG
Molecule: messenger RNA, 2574 nt
Organism: Stylophora pistillata
Lineage: Eukaryota; Metazoa; Cnidaria; Anthozoa; Scleractinia; Pocilloporidae
Product: 5-hydroxytryptamine receptor 4
Biological process (GO): G protein-coupled receptor signaling pathway
Cellular component (GO): membrane
Molecular function (GO): G protein-coupled receptor activity
Source: RefSeq, a predicted model, not a curated record